CUUGUGCAACGGACGUGAGACUGGAAGUCUAACAGAGUAUUACCGUGAGUACACAACACUGGCGACGAGGAUGGUCGAUCAAGAACCACAAGCUAGCAACGGCAGAGCACAGAUAGCAGACGCACCCCGUGGACCACUGCUAGGGAAGCCGAGUCGCUACGUUCCGGGAGGAGAUUGGCCAAGCUAUACGGAACAGAUGGAUUUCUUCUUCGUGGCUAAUGGUGUGUCAAACGCGCAGCACAAGAAAGCAAUCUUGCUGACGAAUGUUCCCACAGAAACAUUCCAAUUGAUCAAGGACCUGUUGGCGCCAACACCACCUAGCGACGGCGGCGUCACAUAUGAACAGAUCGUACAGGUGGUAAAGGACCACGUCAAGCCCGAACAAUCUCCUCUCGUGAGUCGUUAUGAAUUUGACACUAGGGUGCGUAAAUCUACGGAGUCGGUGAGUGAUUUUGUCAAAGUCCUCAGGCACCUAGCAGCAAAGUGCAAAUUCCACGAUGACCAAAGAAAUGAGCGUCUCAGAGACAGAUUCAUAGCGGACGUUGACUGA
Molecule: messenger RNA, 550 nt
Organism: Corticium candelabrum
Lineage: Eukaryota; Metazoa; Porifera; Homoscleromorpha; Homosclerophorida; Plakinidae
Exons: 2
Coding region: 71-550 (159 amino acids)
Source: RefSeq, a predicted model, not a curated record